Gymnodraco acuticeps is the source of this 2894-nucleotide messenger RNA. RefSeq lists its product as uncharacterized. Lineage: Eukaryota; Metazoa; Chordata; Actinopteri; Perciformes; Bathydraconidae. The coding region runs from base 577 to 2856 and encodes 759 amino acids. The record is from RefSeq and is a predicted model, not a curated record. The transcript is spliced from 2 exons.
AAUAUUUUCAUCUGAUCUGUUUAUAGAGUCUUUUAUGGUUCCUUAGAGUCUGUGAUACUGCAAACAUCUGCUUGUAGUCAGUCAGAGACUUCUCUGUGGGUUGAGGUCACAGGUCAAACGCGUCUCCUAUGUCCGAGGGUUGACCUGGCAGGAUCUCUUUGAGACAAGCAGAUCAUUGUCUUGCAUCGGUUAUUGAUUAUACGCGGGCUUUCUGGAAGCCCGCCUCUCCUCAUGUUGGUUAGAUGUUUUGUGUCUUUUGGUUCAGAGAUCGCUGGUGGAGCACUGGGCAUGUGUGAAACUUAGAUGAUCUCCCCGGCCGUAUGUAAUUAAUGUACUGUGAUCAAUAAAACUCUUCAGUGCUUUUGGCUAACAACGGUUCCAGACUCCUUCAUUCUACCUCAACAUUGCAACAACAGAAGUUUACCUUCACAUUUUGGCGUCUACGAAUAGGAUGCCGAGAUUUCUUCAGAAGGCUGAUUCUUUGUCUCCCAGGUGGAAAGGUCCUUUCCAGGUAUUAAUAGUGACCAGAACAGCCCUGAGAGUACAAGGUAGAGCGGAGUGGAUUCACGCUUCAAGAUGUCGUCUCUCUCCUCUACUGGAUGCUGGCGUGUGAAGGCAGUCACCAUCAUCGUUAUUCUGGGUUUACUGUACCUGGCCAAGAACGCCCUGCUAGAUGAAGCUGUGACAAUCCCAACGACAGGUGGCGAGGGACCUCGCCCAUCUGAGGGAGAAAAUAAGGUGCUCUUAUCUAAGAGCGCAGACGACUUGACCACUCAGGGUCCAGACCCUGAGGGCAAAACAACACCAACGGGCAAAGAAGUGCCUAGCGACAAGGACAGGUUGUAUCCAAACACCACACAGACACUCAGUAUGGUGCAAGAGACACAAAGAGAGAGAAAAGGAGGGAGAAUAAGGAGGAUUGUCUCCCUCCCUGAUCAUAAGUCAGAGACUAUUGCCGUUAACUGCCCAAGUUCAAUAUGUGACUCAUCUAACUGUAUUAUUGUGUUUCCUGUGUUCUCAGUUUACUCAACAUGGGAGUUAUAUCCAGAAAACCAGUACUCUUGGUUCAGGGUCGCACCAGAGGGGGUAAGGAUGGUUCUUAACACCAUCGAAGAAAUGCCCCCAGAACUGUGGUGUAGCACGAUAGAACGGUUCGAGGCACUGAUAAGGAAGGAGGUAAAAUGUACAGUGCGGAAGCCAGAUUACCGCAUUCCCAAUCUAGGUGAUACUGCAUGCACAGUUACUGGACCAAAUAGCAAAACAAAUGUUCCAUCUACUCCACUUAAACAAUCAGGAGGCGAGGUAGAUUCUUCAAAAAAGGCCUUAAUUACUCCUUAUAAACAAACUAAAACUAAUUCUGCAGUAAGUUUAAUGUUAGACUAUGCACAUGAACGUAAUGUUAGCAACUGUUGGUUGUGCCAAAAUAUGCCAGAAUCAAUGCAUUCUCCUAUGUUUAGCCCAAUUCCUUUCACAAAAGCUGAUUACGGUUUAGUAAACUGGAAUGACAUAGCAUCUAGAAUUAGCGAUGAGGCUGGGGAUUGUUACACUCCUUCCUACCCAAUAGACUCUGAAAAACCUUUACAGUACAAGGGCUUAGUCUCUCUCAUUGUUGAUACAGUAAAUAAAGAUUACCUGCCUGACGGUUUCAAACGGUUGACGUUUUUAAAAUUAAUAUAUAUGAAGAAAUACGUUAACCUAGCUUUUGAAUAUAGAUUCCAGUUAGCUCUAGCUCAGACUAAUUGUUCAGCUAACUUUACAAGUCCAACAUGUACAAUGCAACCACACACACCCGCUUUGUUAGUGGAAGCGUUGGUAACAGUUGUGCCCUGGUUCGGCUCUAGGACAGUGGACUCCGUUGAGGUUAAAAUACAUGACUGUACGCAGCCAAUACCCUUAGGCAAGCCCCCUACACGUGACUGCUCAGUAUAUGUCCCCCCAAUUGUUGUACAUGAAUGGAAGAAUGUGUCCAUCUGUUUCCAGAAUGCAGUAGGAUCUCACACCUCUCCUGAUGUGGGACACAGCGACUGUAAUGCCAUAGUGAGAGUACAUAUAGCCAGAAUUCCCCUCCCACAGAGAGUUUACUUAGUUUGUGGGGACCGGGCCUAUGGAUGUGUGCCAUAUGAUGUUUUUUAUGGUAUCUGUUAUCUAGCAUACCUAAUCCCUUUAAUCCGUAAAGUAGAGGCUACUGAGAUUGCAGCAAUACUUCCCUCUCUACACAGGAACAGCAGGUCAAUUACACAAGGACAACAGAUAGCUAGCCUAUUCUUGCCUUGGUACGGUAUUUAUGUUACUCAGCAGGAAAUUGUCGCAUUGUCUAAAGUGGUGGAACAUCAUUUAAAUGUAUCCAACACAGCGAUGUUAGCUGAACACAAAGAAUUGCAGGAAGUUAGGACAGUAGCACUACAGAAUCGUAUGGCGCUUGACCUCCUCUUAGCGGCCCAAGGAGGAACAUGCAAGGUGAUAGGAAGUGAGUGCUGUUCUUUCAUAUCUGAUGCCACACCUGAAGUUAUGGACAUGGCUCAUGAUACUGCCAGGGGAAUAAAAGAAUUGCAUGAAACUCAUGGGUUUACAUUUGGGGAAUUAAGUGGAACUUUUGGAUCUUGGGGAGCGGGGCUGGUUAAAUUUGUUGUUACUGUUUCAGUGUUUAUCUUGGUUGUGCUAAUCCUAGUGAUCUGUUUGAUCACUGUGGUUAAAUUAGCCAUACGAAGGGUUGCCAAGACUGCCCUCCAGGCCCCACAAAGGCUAGUUGGACAUUCGACUGUACAGGACACAAUAUUAAUGUACAAUGCCGAGCUUCCGGACCCCUGGGUCUCCAUCGUGAUCUCCGACCCGUGGGUACCUCCAUUCAACGAUUGAGAUGUUGUUUAAAGUUGAUAUUCUGAAUAAAGAACAGA